AUGGCCUCCUCCAGCAAUGCAUGGACAGAGGAAGAACAGCAGCUGCUAGAGGAAGGACUUGUGGACUGGUCGAGACCAUGUGGACUGAUGAAAUUCGCGAUGAUUUGUGACAUCAAGGAAAAGUGGAAAGCCAUCGCCGGGCACGUCGGAACACGCGACGUCCGGGCGUGUGCUGAUCGAUUUAAGGUGUGUCGUCAACGUGCGUUGGAGCAACAGAGGGCGCUGGAGGAACAGGAAGAGGAGGAGGAGUCGGACUGGAGACAAAACGACUGGAACGAAUGGAACGAAUGGAAGAAAGAUGAUUGGUGGAACGGUUGGUGGAGUGGUUGGCACGACAGAUCCUGGAAGGAGGAGACCCAGACCCCCCUGGAGGAAGCAGAUCGACGGAAAUGGGAAAUCCAAGAAGAAAUCGAGGCGAAUCGUCGGAAGCUGGAACAAAAGGAGGAACAAAAGCGACAGCACGAGACGAAACGAGAGGACAAACUUCGUGCAGAGAGGGAGCAGAAGGAGAAAGAACGCCAGGAGCAGCAAAAGGCCAGAGAACAAAAGAUCAUCGAAGCACAAGAACGAGAGAAGCAGCAGCGUUUGGAGGAGGAGAAACGCCAAAGAGAGCUGCAAAGGAAGAUGGAGGAGGAGGAUGCCAAGGCUGGCUUCUACGGCAUGCGACACUUGAAUCUGAGUGGCAAACCGGGCAUGAAAGGCAAAGGCAAAGCUUGGGGCAAGGGACCCAGUAAAGGUGAGUUGCAAAAGCAGCGGCGGGAGGAGGAGAUGGAACGAAGGGCUCGUGAGGUCCUUGCGAAUAUCGGAGCCAAGAAAACUGAGGAGAGUCCUGAGAGUCCUGAAGUUGAAAACGUCGAAGCUUCUAAUGACAAUGAACCUCAGACAGCAACAUCCGCCCCAGAUGUUCCGAGCAAAGCCAAAGGGGCCAAAGGGACCAAAGGAAAGGGCGGUGACACCGGCGAUGCUGGCGAUAGAGAGAAUGCGGAUCUUAAAGGCGGCAAGAGCAAAGGAGGCAAAGGGAGCGAAGGGAGAAAAGGCAAAGGAGGCAAAGGGAAAGGCAAGGAACGUCGAACACCCGGCUGGUGGACCAAAAUUGAUGGUGAUUGUCCAAUCUCCUUGGUGCCCAUUGCGGAGCUGCCAGUCCCACCCUUUGGCUUGAAAGCUGAAGGAAGCUCGGUACCACAUUACUUCGAUGGUCAGUUUUUGGCCAGUUUCUUGCUGAGUUCUUUUGACUUCAUCAACCCAGUGAACCGCACUCCUUUGAGUCGUGAAGACUGUUCGGCAUUGGAUGCCCAUUUGCGGGACUUCUAUCCGAGUCAGUCGGCCUCCGUGACGGAUGCCUUUGAUUUAUUCCAGCGCAAUGGAGGAACUGGCAGCGACGCAGUCCGUCGCGAAGCCACGGCGGUGUUCCAGCACCUCUUCCGCUUCACUCACUCGCAGAAUAUGGACAGCCGCGGGCGGGCCAUCAAUUUCAACGAUGGGGGAUUGACCGUCAUCGAUGAUGACGACAUCCGAGUGACUGCAGCGCAACACGCGGUGGCAUCAACGGCGCAAGCCUUGGCAGAGAGAGAUGAGGUCCCGGUUGACACAGGACCUGUGCCUUCUCCUUCCAUGGUUCGAGGUCCCAGUGGUGCUUGGGCCAAAGCCAGUAGACCGCAGCCAGUGGAGGAGUUCCCAGCUUUGCCAGGCAAAGGCUGGCUCCAAAGCCAAGGCAAAGGCAGCUUCCAAGGCAGCAUCCAAGGCCAAGGCGACACCUGCCCGUGGCCUCGUAGUACCAAAGACCUGGGCCAAGCCGAACUGACACG
This is a messenger RNA of Cladocopium goreaui, 1805 nucleotides long. Lineage: Eukaryota; Dinophyceae; Suessiales; Symbiodiniaceae. The record is from the annotation of a GenBank genome assembly.